AUGAACAAACAUUUGGAAAAUGUAAUACCUGAUGAAAAAGAGUACAAAGAAGAAUGUUUAUUUACAUCCAUUGAUAUAUUUAGUGGGCCACAUCAUUAUUUAAAUUUUUAUUAUAUUUGUGAAAUAGUUUUUAAUGAUUUUAAUUUUAUAUCCCCCUAUCACUGUUAUUUCUUUUUAAGAAAUAAAUAUGAGAAUAUAGAAAAGAUUGAGAGUAAUUUUGUGCAAAACACUGAUUUCACUUCUUCCAACUAUAACCAUGUGAAACUAAUAAAUGAAAAAAAAGCAAUUGAACUAUUCCAAAAUGAUGCUACAAUAUAUUAUGACGAAAAGGAGUUAACAGAAGAGAAGCGAAACUCGCUUGAGAUCGUCGUUGAUGUUAUAAACAAGUUGACAAUCCCCGAUUUAAUGUGGGUUUCGCAGUACCUAAGUGAGAACCCUGAAUGGAAUAAGAACAAGUUAACAUGGAUGGAGAUGAUACAACGAGAUAAAUUUCGAAGAUACGAAACUAUGAGAGAUAAUUUAAAAGAAACGGGUAGUCGUGAAAUAAUAUAUAAGGUAAAUACUGAAGAUGCGGAAAAAGUCGAAAAUAAAAAUAUGAUAAAAGAUUUUUUCUUUUUUGGUGUCCUUGAAAGAAAAGGACAAAAUAAGUUGGGUAGAAUUUAUAUGAACAUAAGAAAUGAUUUAUUAAAAAAUACGGAAAUAUAUACUUGGCUGAUAACAAACUGUAAUAUGCAAACAGAUAAAAAUUUAGUGGCAGAUAUUGGUAUAGAGGAAAAAUAUUAUGAAAAGAAAAUUGUUGAGAGUAAUGAUAUUUGUUAUAACGAUACAUUAAUUGAAGAAACGAAAAAAGAAAUUUCAGAAACCCUUAGUUGUAGGAUGUCUAAUAGUUUUACAAUUGAAGAGAAAACUCAAAAUUAUUUUUUUGAAAAAAAAGUAUAUAUAUCAUUCGGGAAAAAUGAUCAUAAUGAUAUUAUCUGUUUAAAUCCAUCUAUAUCCAGAUUCCACUGUGUCUUGUUUUUUUCUAAAGAUUAUCAUCUCUACUUAGUAGAUGUAGGAUCGAAAUCUAGAACAAGAUUAAAUAAUACCCUAUGUGAUAUUCAUAAAAAAUAUAAAAUUCGAAAUCAGGAUAUUAUUAGUUUAGGAGUAUCUAAAAGAACAUAUAAAAUUAGGAUAUAUAUUGACAAUGUUUUAUCUUAUCUAGAUAAGAAAAAGAAUGAAAUUAAUCAAAAAAUGAAAAUAAUGAAUGAAGAAAUAGAAAAUCCGUUGAAAGCAAAAAAUAUGCUCAAAUUAAAAGUCUCUAAUAUUUACUAUAAAUGUAAUGAAAAUGAUAUCGUGGAUUUUUUUAAAGAUUGUGGUCAAAUUAAAAAGGUACAACUUUAUAAUUUGUCAGCUAAAAAAAUGUUCAACAGUAGUUGGGGUACAGGGGCAGCUAGUGAUGGUACCCACAAGGGUAACACCGAUCGUAAUAACUGUGCAAACCUCUCGAAGCGAAAGUUUUUAAAAGAAGCCAUAAUUGAUGUUUAUGAUGAACAAACUUCAGCUAAAAUUUUUCAAAAAAACGAUAUGUUUUUUUAUGGGAGGAAAAUAUAUAUUACCUAUUUACCCCUGGAAAAACACAAAUCGCGUGGUUUCAAUUUUAAUAAAAAAAAAGAGGAAAAAUCAAAUAUUCAAAUUACAUACAAAAGUAGCAAACAUAGUGGCGAUAGGAUUAUACUAUCAAGUGAAAGGAUUAAUUAUAGAAAAAAUAAAAAUGAAAAAAUAUAUACCAAAAGAAAUCAUAACAUGCGCAGGGGGGAUGAUGAAAAGGCGGAAAUCAGGUGCCAUAGGAAUUACACAAGUCGCAAAAUUGGCUUGAAGGAAAGACAUAGGGGGGGCAGUGCUCGGAGGAGAACCAAUAGGAGUUGCAGAAGAGGGGAAAGCAGCAGCAGCAGCAGCAGGAGUAGGAGUAGGAGGAGAAGUGAGAGUAGUGGGAGGAGUGCAGAUAAUAGGAGAAGUGCAAGUAAUAGGAGAAGUGCAAGUAGUAGGAGAAGUGAAAGUAGUAGGAGAAGUGCAAGUAAUAGGAGAAGUGCAAGUAAUAGGAGAAGUGCAAGUAAUAGGAGAAGUGCAAGUAGUAGGAGAAGUGAAAGUAGUAGGAGAAGUGCAAGUAAUAGGAGAAGUGCAAGUAAUAGGAGAAGUGUAAGUUGUAGGAGAAGUGCAAGUAGUAGGAGUAGUGCAAGUAGUAGGAGAUGUGCAAGUAGUAGGAGUAGUGCAAGUAGUAGGAGAUGUGCAAGUAAUAGGAGAAGUGUAAGUAGUAGGAGUAGUGAUGGUGAAAAUAGUAGUAGAGGUAGAUGUGGGAGUAGUAGACGCAGGGACAAACGAAGGAAAAACAAGCAAAGCAGGCUAAGAAAAAGAUUUGGGGAAGCUCAUAAAUAUAGAAUGCGAAGCAUAGGUAGGAAAACGGAAAACAUUAAUUCCACUAGAAAAAGGAAUAACAAGGGUAGUACAAGUACGGCUAGUGAAAGAAAUAGCUCUUAUGAAAGAUAUAUAAAUAAAAAACUAAUGGGAACAAAAAGGUGCAAAUUAUGA
Molecule: messenger RNA, 2565 nt
Organism: Plasmodium malariae
Lineage: Eukaryota; Apicomplexa; Aconoidasida; Haemosporida; Plasmodiidae
Product: conserved Plasmodium protein, unknown function
Exons: 2
Coding region: 1-2565 (854 amino acids)
Molecular function (GO): protein binding; nucleic acid binding
Source: RefSeq, a predicted model, not a curated record